Stereum hirsutum FP-91666 SS1 is the source of this 897-nucleotide messenger RNA. RefSeq lists its product as uncharacterized. The record is from RefSeq and is a predicted model, not a curated record. Bases 1 to 897 code for a protein of 298 amino acids. Lineage: Eukaryota; Fungi; Basidiomycota; Agaricomycetes; Russulales; Stereaceae. The transcript has 4 exons.
AUGCCUUCUUUACACAACUCUUACACUACUAAAGCUCAAGCCCAAGACGAAAUUUUGAGAACCGGUAAACCUCUACCCAGUACCAUCUUCAAAUCGCUCCCAACCGGAUGCACUGCCGACUAUCUCCUCCAAGAACUCAACAAAUAUCUUAGCCCCGUUCUGGAUGCGCUCUCCUCUGAUUCCGAACGCGCAAAGAUAGUCGCCGCUCUCAAGACCGUUAAGAAUCGGAGCGAUCUCGUGGCCGAGAGGCACGUCAACGUUGGGAAGAUUGACUUCGAGAGGCAUGAACGCUCGCUGGGAGAUGGUCUGCGAGAGCUGGAGAAUAACGUUCGGGAGAGCUGGAAGGAUGGAUGGCGCGAGCAGUCGCUUAUGAUGCGUCAGUUGGCAGACGAGAUCGCGGAGUGGUUGCCGACGUUGUGGACCCUUGGAGCUCAGGACGGUUUUGAAAUGGAUCUCGUCCAGGAGUGUCUUUACUUAUGCUCACACACCGUACGAUGCAUCAAGGAGUGCGGGAGCCGGUUCGAAUUCGCAGAUGCUCAGCAUAAGGCGAUCCAGUUCUCCGAUUCCCAUGGUUCCCAGGUCUAUUAUGUUGCACCCCACGAGUCCAUCGAACGUGUCAUUGACUGGGUGUGGAAGGAGCUUUUGGUCAGCUCGUCAGCUCGAGGUCAUGAUGAUCUGGUGGCGUCCAUUCUAGACACCAUCGACUCUUUGACCAUCACAGACGCCGUUUAUGAUCUGCUCCCCGCUCCAGGCAAGGCGAUGGCUAGUGGCCACCACGAACUUCACAACGAUCAUUGGUCGGAAGACAUGAAGGAGGCUUACCCUCGUGUCAUAAUCUUUAGGGAGUACAAAAAGCAUGCGGCUCGUGAGAUGGCCAACGCCUACAACACGGUUUGA